AUGUUCCCGCUUUGGAGCUUCCUUCUACACCUCUUCCUCGUUGCAGCAAUGGCAAUGCAACCGACGGAGGCAGCCACCGUCGGCGGAGCACUACCGGGAUGCCCGGACCGAUGCGGCAAUAUCACCGUCCCCUACCCGUUCGGCAUCGCAUCGGACUGCUACAGACGGGGAUUCAGAAUGACAUGCAACAACUCCCACAGCCCGCCAAAGCUUUUCCUGAGCAAUAACAUGGCCGUAUCGGAGAUAAGGGACGCCGACCUCGUGGUGGAGGCACCCAUAGCUAGGAACUGUUACAAGCCUUUCAAUCUCGGCCCGAAUGUGGAGCAGACCUCCGUCGACGUUACCGGGACGCCCUACACCUUGUCCUACAGCCGGAACAAGUUCACCGCCCUCGGCUGUGACACCGUCGCACUCAACUUCCAGGGAAGUAACAUAUACGAUUACAGCAGUGGGUGUGUGUCCUUCUGCAACGACCCUUCCACCAUCAACAACGGGACCUGUGAAGGCAUCGGGUGCUGCCAGACCUCCAUACCUAGGGGGCUCCAGCAGCUGGGUACCGUACUACAGACUCUGAGGAACCACACGGUCACUUUCAACGUCAGCCCCUGUAGCUAUGCCUUCCUGGUGGACCAGGACAGCUUUGCCUUCCAAUUGACGGAUCUGUACAACUUCGCGAGGAAGAGUACGGUCCCGGUGGUGCUCGACUGGGCCAUCGGAAGCCAGCCAUGCGAUGUGGCGGCGCAAUCGUCGAACUACGCCUGUGGCUCUAACAGCUACUGCUUCAACGCCCCCAACAGCCACGGCUACGGCUGCCGCUGCAACAACGGCUACCAGGAGAACCCCUAUCUCCCGAAUGGGUGUCAAGGUAGACGAUCAAAGAAGAGAGGGCACUCCGGGGCAGGGAAAUGGUGGAAUCAAGACCGAGCCGCUUAGCUGUUCUUCGUGGAUCAUUUGAUUCUAUUUCUCUACAUUUCCCGCAGAUAUCGACGAGUGCGCGGAUCCCUCCACCAACCCGUGCUCGCAUAUAUGCACAAAUUACCCAGGUGAUUACGCCUGCUCUUGCCCCAGAGGAACCACGGGCAACGGCAAGAAGUCAGGAACCGGGUGCAUCCACUCCAGGAAGUUGCCUCUGGUUCAGAUUGUUCUCGGUUAGCACCUCACAAGUCGACGUUGGCGACAACAUACUUGAUUUUCGAACGGUAAUCGUGAUCCUGAACUUCAUCCUGACCAUGAUGCAGGCAUCGGCCUGGGCUCUGCAUUCUUAAUCGCGAUCGCUUCGUGGGGAUACUGGGCACUCAAGAAGAGGAGAAUGAUUCUACUGAGAGAGAACUUCUUCAAACAAAACGGGGGCCUCAUGCUGCAGCAGCGGAUCUCGUCCCAUGGAAGCGCAGCCGAGAGAGCGACGAUCUUCAGCGCUAAGGAGUUGGAGAGGGCCACCGACAACUACAGCCAGAGCCGGAUCCUGGGAAAGGGAGGCUACGGCACUGUUUACAAAGGGAUCCUUCCGGACAAGAAAAUGGUUGCCAUUAAGAAGUCCAAGGUAGUGGACGAGACCCAAGUGGAGCAGUUCAUCAACGAGGUGGUCGUCCUCUCCCAGGUCAUCCACCGGAACGUCGUCAAGAUUCUGGGCUGCUGCUUGGAGACCCAAGUCCCUCUUCUGGUCUACGAAUACGUCCCCAACGGAACCCUCACCCACCACCUUCACGGGGACGAUCAUGUCUCUACCCUCUCCUGGGAGAUCCGCCUGCGGAUCGCGGCAGAGACCGCCGGCGCUCUGGCCUAUCUCCAUUCUGCGACGACCUGGCCCAUCGUCCACCGUGAUGUGAAGACGGCCAACAUUCUCCUCGACGACGACUACACCGCCAAAGUGUCGGACUUCGGGGCGUCCAGGCUGAUCCCUCUGGGGAGGGGCCAGGUCACCACUUUGGUGCAGGGGACGAUGGGGUACCUGGACCCGGAGUACUUCCAGACGGGACUGCUGACGGAGAAGAGCGACGUCUACAGCUUCGGGGUAGUUCUGGCGGAGCUCCUGACGGGUGAAAAGCCUCUGUCUCAGACGAGGUCCAAUGAAGAGCAGAACCUGGCCAUUUAUUUCCUCCACGCCGUGAGACGCAAUCAGCUGUUCAACAUACUGGAGCCUCGCAUCCGCAAGGAGGCAAGCAGGGAGCAGCUCGAAGCGGUGGCGAGGGUGACAGAGAGGUGCCUGAGCCUAAGGGGAGAGGAGCGGCCGACCAUGAAGGAAGUGGCGGCGGACCUGGAGCGGCUGCGGGUGUCUCCUUCGCACCCUUGGGCAGCGGCACCUCCGGAUCGUUCAGCGCCCGCUUCACACGCGUCGGCGAGAGGCGGCAUCUCGGAGGAGGAGAGCUCACUUAGGGAAGACUAUUCGACGGCCUAUUAUACCGCAAAGAUUGUCUGA
This is a messenger RNA of Spirodela intermedia, 2416 nucleotides long. Lineage: Eukaryota; Viridiplantae; Streptophyta; Magnoliopsida; Alismatales; Araceae. The record is from the annotation of a GenBank genome assembly.